This is a messenger RNA of Chenopodium quinoa (quinoa), 420 nucleotides long. RefSeq lists its product as uncharacterized. NCBI's taxonomy places the organism in Eukaryota, Viridiplantae, Streptophyta, Magnoliopsida, Caryophyllales, Amaranthaceae. The transcript is spliced from 4 exons. Bases 1 to 327 code for a protein of 108 amino acids. The record is from RefSeq and is a predicted model, not a curated record.
AUGGUGUUGGUUAUGGUGAUGGGGCGGCUUUGUCUCGUAAUUGGACAAUCGUGUAAAAACCCGCCCCAUUUAAUAAUUAGACAAUCUAACCCAUUUAUAACUGUGGCUGGUCAUACGCCCCUACCUCUCUUUCAAAGUUCUCCGUUGAAGCGCACUCAACGGUCUCCAUUGAAGCUAGUACUUGUAUCCCCCAUUGAAGCAGCUUCUGAGGGUCAGGUGAAACAAUUCUUAUGGAGUGUGUGGUUCAGGGGAUCAUUGAGACCCAGCAUGUGGAAGCACUGGAGAUUCUUCUUCAGGGGAUUUGUGGAGUCAAUAAGGAGCGGUUAAGGAUUCAUGAGUUGUGCUUAAAAAGCAGCCCAAACCUUGGUAAUUUAUUAUUAUCUCUCUGUUUGGAUAUCUAGAGUACUUUUGGUGGUUUAG